Molecule: messenger RNA, 1818 nt
Organism: Acanthamoeba castellanii str. Neff
Lineage: Eukaryota; Discosea; Longamoebia; Acanthamoebidae
Product: amidohydrolase superfamily protein
Exons: 14
Coding region: 1-1818 (605 amino acids)
Molecular function (GO): hydrolase activity, acting on carbon-nitrogen (but not peptide) bonds
Source: RefSeq, a predicted model, not a curated record
AUGGUGCGCCAGGCGGAAGGGCACGUAGCGAUACUCGGGAUGGCCGUGUUGGUGGGCGCCUAUCUCCUGCUCACCGCGCCGCCGGAGGGUCAGCCACGCUCCUCUUCCUCCGCGCUCUUCAUCAGAAAUGCGAAGAUUUGGUCAGGGGAAGAUGAAUCGAAUGAUGAAGCGGAUUCGAUCUUGGUGAUCGACGAUUUGAUCGUCGCCGUAGGUCUCGAAUCAUCUCCGGACAUGCAGCGGCACCUCCGACAGCACUUCGGCACACUCCAAGAGCUUGAUGGAGAGGGGCGAAUGCUGGUGGUGCCCGGCUUCAUCGACAGCCACGUCCAUUUCCUGAUCAGCGGCUGCGGUCUCGCGUCGGUGCACCUCCGCGACGUGGCAUCAAAGGCCAGCUUCAUCGACCGCAUCGCCCAGCACGCCCGCACGCGGCCCUCGGGCGCCUGGAUCCGCGAGGGUGAUUGGGAUCACGAGAAGUGGGGCGGUGAGCUGCCCACGCACGAGUGGAUCGACGACGUGACGCCCGACCACUUCGUGUUCGUAUGCCGGCUCGACGGCCACAUGUGUCUCGCCAACGCGAAGGCCCUGGCCGCCGCGAACAUCACCAAGGACUCGCCCGAGGUCGCGGGCGGCACCAUCACCAGGGACCCCGUAACGGGCGAAACGACGGGCAUUCUCAAGGACCGAGCCAUGGAGCUGGUGUGGGCGGUCAUCCCGAAGCCUUCCGAUGAGGAAGAAGACGCCUGUUUGGAGGCGGCCAUGUCGCAUGUGCUCAAGCAUGGCGUGACAUCAAUCCACCACAUGGCGUACACAUGGAACGACAUUGCCGUGUUCAAAAGGGCGUGGGAGAGGAAGAAGCUGCGCACGCGGAUCUACGCCGCCGUGCCCCUUUCCUCGUGGGAGCAGCUGGCCGAAGAGAAGCAGCGACUCGGGAUUCCGGUGGAGCAGCGAACGUGGGGAGAUGACUGGUUCCGCAUGGGCAACCUCAAGGCAUUCGUGGACGGUUCGCUGGGUUCUCAUACGGCCUACAUGUUUGAGCCCUUCGCUGACACACCCGACCAGGAUACGAGCCUGAUGCUGGCUACCGAGGAGGAGCUGAGCGCCUGGACGCUGGGCGCUGACAAGGCGGGGCUGCACCUCUCCAUCCACGCGAUCGGAGACAAGGCCAACCACCUCCUGCUCGAUGCCUACGAGCGGCUCAUCCAAAUCAACGGCCAGAAGGACCGUCGCGUGCGCAUCGAGCACGCCCAGCACCUGAGGGAGGAGGACCAGUUGCGCCUGGCCAAGAUGGGCGUGAUUGCGUCCAUGCAGCCCUACCACGUCAGUGACGACGGCCGGUGGGCCGACCGAGUGCUCGGCCCCAAGAGGACCAAGGAGGCUUGGCCGUUCCGCUCGCUCAUGGACAAGAACGUCACCCUCGCCUUCGGUAGCGAUUGGUUCGUGGCACCGCCCGUGCCCGUGCUGGGCAUCGGCGCCGCUGCCACGCGACUCACCCUCCAGCAGAUCGAAGACCUCGACAUCCACCAGCAGCGACAGCACGCAUCGGACGGAUGGGUGCCCGAGCAGAAGAUAACCGUGCGAGAAGCCCUCCGCGCCUACACUGUUCACGGUGCGUACGCUUCGUUCGAGGAGGACAAGAAAGGCCGCAUUCGCCCGGGCAUGCUGGCCGACUUGGUGCUGCUCGACCGCGACAUCACCCAGGCCGACACCAAGCCUCAUGGGUCGAUGCAGCCGCGCGACGCGGCCCGCCAUAUCUGGAACACUCGCGUGGAGGCCACCAUCGUCGGCGGCCGCCUUCUCUACCAGAAGUCCCAACCGUGA